Molecule: messenger RNA, 1479 nt
Organism: Magnolia sinica
Lineage: Eukaryota; Viridiplantae; Streptophyta; Magnoliopsida; Magnoliales; Magnoliaceae
Product: bZIP transcription factor RISBZ4
Exons: 6
Coding region: 87-1247 (386 amino acids)
Biological process (GO): regulation of DNA-templated transcription
Molecular function (GO): DNA-binding transcription factor activity
Source: RefSeq, a predicted model, not a curated record
UCUUACUCUCUCUCUCUCUCUCUCUCUCUCUCUUCCAACAUCCUUUGAAAAAUCCAGCACCAGGUAAGCAGAUAUUGGCAUAAUAAAUGGAGCGGAAUUCGAACGAAGAUCUGCUCUGUCGCAGCGCGAAUCGAUCGCAUCAGCAGCACCAUCAGGACUUAUCGAGGAAUCUCGGAAUUCCCGAGGGCUUUCCAGGGAUGAAAGGUGGCGUUUGGGGCUUGGGACCGGACCUGGAUGAGCUGCUGGGGCUGGAGAUGGGAGUAGAACAGGAAAACGAGAAUCGGAUUUCGAAAGAGGAGGAGAAGCGAAGGAACGGUGGCGGGAUUUUCAGCGCAGAUGGAGUAGACGUUUCCUGUGCUGAUUUGAGUUUCGGUUCCGGCAACAACUGCACGGAUACGGUAAGCAGCAUUACAGCUUGUGGUCCCCCACGAAUGUGGACACAGAAUCCAACAGCCAGGCAUUCAAGCAUUUCUCCGACCAUUGAUUCCCAAUCAUCAAUAUGUGGCCCUGCAUCCGCAUGUAGCGGUUUAACAGUUGCAUACACUGGUUCAGCUGGAAGUCCGAUUUCGCCUCAUAAGCUUAAAAGUGGAGAUAAUCAAGGACAAGGAGGAACGAGCGGUUCUUCCAGGGAGCAGUCGGAUGAUGAUGAUGAAGCUGGGCCAUGUGAGCAAAGCAAGGAUGGCAUCGAUUUGAGGAGCAUGAGAAGAAAGGUGUCCAAUCGGGAGUCUGCUAGACGAUCAAGAAGAAGAAAGCAAGCGCAUUUGGCUGAUCUUGAAUCACAGGUCGAUCAACUGAGAGGAGAAAAUGCUUCUCUAUACAAGCAGCUGACGGAUGCUAGUCAACAAUUCAAUGAAGCCGCUACGGAUAAUCGGGUGCUGAAAUCAGAUGUGGAAGCUUUGAGAAUGAAGGUGAAAAUGGCAGAGGACAUGGUUGCCAGAGGCUCUCUGACUUGCAGCUUGAAUCACCUGCUUCAAAACCAUUCCCCACCAUCCCCAUCACUCAAUGCCCGCCGUUUAGGAGUCCCAGACAUAGGUGUCUCUGUCUGCGGACAGAUCCCGACUGUCGUAUUAGAAAAUGGCGACACCCCCAAUGGGAAUAUCAGGACCAGAGUGAAUAACAUCACGCAGUUGCAAAGGAUCGCAAGCUUGGAACAUUUGCAGAACAGGAUUUCCGGCGAGGCACUGAGCUGUGGGUCCGAGAUUUGGCCGUGGGAUGCACAAGUAACUCCGGUAUCCAAGCAGAUCUGAGGCCUACAACGCUACCUACAGUAUGUGGGUCCGACACAGGUACGACAUUGAUGCAGUGUAUACACUGAAAAUUGAAGUGUAGGGGGCUGCAUGGCUAUGAAAUGGUUAGUAGAGAUUUCAUGUUAUCCUCUUCCCUGUGUUUGAAUUUUAUGUUAAAACAAUGUUGCUUGCUUUGUGCCCUUUUCAUUUCUGAUAAUUAGAAAAGACAGUAAAUUAAUGGUUUGAUCUCUUA